Molecule: messenger RNA, 3708 nt
Organism: Amphibalanus amphitrite
Lineage: Eukaryota; Metazoa; Arthropoda; Thecostraca; Balanomorpha; Balanidae
Product: choline kinase alpha-like
Exons: 9
Coding region: 728-2077 (449 amino acids)
Biological process (GO): phosphatidylethanolamine biosynthetic process; CDP-choline pathway
Cellular component (GO): cytoplasm
Molecular function (GO): choline kinase activity; ethanolamine kinase activity
Source: RefSeq, a predicted model, not a curated record
AAUACACAGGGCCGGUCAGACGGCCAGCCGACUCAGAGCGAGGAGGAGCUCACGUGGGGUGACGCAGAGCCUACCGUCCGUGCAUAGUGUGUCGAGUGAUUUCCAGGGUGUGUUUACGACCACGAGGGGUUGUGUUUUAGUGUCAGUGGGCGGAAGAGUGCGUUCUUGGCAAGUUCAGAGAUCCAAGAUAAAUUGAGCAAGCUGGUAGAUAUUUGGGCGAACACCGCGUGUUACGUCAGGUAGUGUGAACUGUGAACAGACGUUAGGUAUCUUACCGAGCGUUAACACCACAAACUUACGGGCUAGAAGUUCUUGAUCGGACGAAGCAUCCGCACGGCAUCUCCUGCCGGCGCGAGCCGGCUACAGCCUGCCAUCUCGUGAGCCCAGCUCGUGAACUCCGAGACCUCGCCGUCUCACGUAACAGGCGCAGUAUCCCGUGACCUUGUCAGACUCAGACGGCGAGCUAUCCCACCAGUCAGUGCAGCGAGCGACUCCAAGAACCCCGUGAGUCCGCCCGAUCUGAGAAGAGCCGGCCACGCGCCGCGCCGGAGCUAGGAAGCCUCGUGGUGCGUCCUGGCUCACGCCCGGCGUGUCAGCCGACACGGCUGGGCCCACGCCAGUCCACCAGCUGCGUGCCACCGGUUGUGCAACGGGGAUAGAAGAGUGAACGAUCGAGGGAACGCCAAACUUUUGAGGGACAGGAUAGUGCACCAGCCACCACGGGGAUAUGGUUGUGGAUGGCCAGGAGAUGCGCAGCAAGGCAUAUGCGCUCUGCCGGGACUACCUGCACGGCGCCUGGCAGCUGAUCGCAUCAGACGAGAUGAUCUUCCGGCCCAUCAGUGGAGGCCUCAGCAACCUGCUGUAUUUCUGCGAGCUGCCAAGCUACCAGUCUCCACUGGGAGACGAGCCAUCCAGGGUCCUGCUCAGAAUGUAUGGACAGGUGCGGGACGGCGCACACGACUCGACCAUCACCGAGUCGGUCAUCUUCACACUGCUGGCAGAGCGGCGGCUCGGGCCCAAACUGUACGGCAUCUUCCCCGGCGGACGGCUGGAACAAUACAUACAGGCACUGCCGCUAUCAUGCAGCGAUCUCAGGGACCCACAGAUCAGCACAAAGAUCGCUGAGAGGAUGGCCAUGGUGCACUCGCUGGCGGUGCCCAUCUGCAAGGAGCCCACCUUCCUGUGGGUCACCAUGAAAAAGUGGAUCCAGCUAUCUGUAGCAUGUCUGAGUGACGAAACGUUAGCAGACAACCCGGAGAAGGCGGCAAUAAUCAAGGCACUGCGGCUCUGCGACUACGAACACGAAAUGGAGUGGGUCAAGGACUACAUCGGCGGCGUGUGCUCGCCCGUGAUGUUCUGUCACAACGACUGUCAGGAGGGCAACAUCCUGAGACACGACCUGGGCACCAGUGGCCGGCCGCCCAAGCUGACGCUCAUCGACUACGAGUACUGCAGCUACAACUAUCGCGGCUUCGACCUGGCCAACCACUUCUGCGAGUGGAUGUACGACUACUCGCCGCCGCAGUACCCCUUCUUCGCGGCGUUCCCCAGCCGGUGGCCCAGCAGGGAGCAGCAGUUACGGUACAUCCGAGCCUACAUCAAAACACGCGACGGAGCAGCCAAAGAGGCCAACACUUCGCCGACGAAAGUCACGCUCAGCGACGGUCCGGAGCCCGAGUCAGGGGACGCAGGCAGUAGCGAGCCGAAUGCUGAAGUCGAGACCGCCAACGGGCCUGUCGAAGAUGGACCGGGGUCUGAGCCUGUAACGGCGACAGCGACGGAGACGGCGACAGAGACUGAGACGGAGAAGGCGGAGACGAACGGGACCAGUGAGCAGUUGGAGGAGGAGGAGCGUCUUCUCAAGGAGGUGCGCGUCUUCACCCUGGCCUCCCACCUCUUCUGGACGCUGUGGAGCAUCGUCAACGCGCCCGUCUCCACCAUCCCAUUCGGAUACUGGGAGUACGGUCUGUGUCGCCUUCGCGCCUACCAGGACCACAAGCAGAUGCUGCUGGAGUCGGACCCCAAGUGUCCGAAGGUUGAGCAGGGUGUGAAAAGGUCGGCGGCCGAACUCGAGUAGCUGGCCUCCAGACACGGCCGUGACUGAAGCCGCACAAACCAGCGGGGCUGGGUUCUCGAGACUGCACCUAAAAGCCGUGUGGUUUGGCUGCACUUCCGAUGAAAGUUGCUCGAGGAUAAUCGAUUGGAAGCCGACUGAAGCCCAGCCAAGUCGUGCGACAAAAUGGAAUAUUCCGCACGAUGUCCGCUUUUCAUCGUCUGUCUGCUGUCGCUGGGAACGAGACGGGCGCGCCAGUGACUAGUGAGAGCUGUGAUCCCAUAGGCAAAUAGGAGGGCCGCGGCCCCGACAGACCCCUCGCAGAACUGUGAUGCUUGAGCCAAGUCCUGCGCAGAACUGUGAUUCCACGUAGUAAUGUCCUCGGUCACGUGUGGCACGCGGCGAGCUCCCCAUCUAUGCAGCCUCGCACUCUGGCGUCGCUCCGCACCCUGUGCCUUCUCACGCGCGGUUGGUUCGGGCAUGCUAAGAGAGUUGUGCAGGCUAGUGAGGUUUUUACACAAUGUCAUCGGCAAGGUUCUUUAAACAGCAAAAGCCUUCUGCCGACCGAGAAGUCGUUAGUAAAGUGAAAUUGUGAAUGAGAUUUUAUCAUGUGUCCCGGCCUGCUGGUGACAUAAACUGUACCGUUGACCUAGCAGACAAAACAUCGUUUACUGGGUGGGACGUUGACAAGAAGUCCAGUGACUUCCCCCAAUGGCUUGAAGCAGCACUUGAACCAUUCCAUACAUGUGGCCCAUUCCUCAUUUCCUCAAUCCCGAUAUUUUUUCCAGCAUACACGCGCACUGCUCAAACCCAUUCACGGCUACCGGUGCACUCUGAUGCCUGCACGUCUGUUCUAUUGUCGUGAUUGAUUAAUUAUAUCACCGUGUGCUGACCCAAUGCCGUAUUAGAGUGCUGACCAGUCCCGUGGUGUCCGAAUUCAGACAACACGGGCUUGAUAUAUCGGCGAUACAGCCGUGUAACGUUUGAUACUAAAUGUUCCGCAUGUUCCGCAACUGUUUCGCGUUUCGCACUAAGCUUUUACGGAUGAUUCUGGGCAGAUCUCAGGAAGGGGCGAUACACAUAUUUUGUUUGAUCGCUAUACGUUCGAACCCGACUGUGUUCGAUUAUUAUUUCAUAUUUAAUCCAGUACCGUGUCAUAUGUUACAGUACAAGGAUGACACUGGCUAGAAGCAUUAGAGCGUAAGUUCCAUUAUUAUUACAAAUGUUUUGAUUGCCGAUUAGGCUGAGGACCAUAGCUUGUCGUCUAUCGGCAUUGCUUGAUCGUGCGAUAAAUACUCUGGACGCGGUUAAUGAAUCCUGACUCGCAUAUCCUUCCCCACCAUUUUGUGUGUGGUAGGUAUAACUAGUUGCUGGCCGUCCGUUUGAUGUGUCUCCACUCUACCAUUAUAUUGCGGCCGUUUCCGGGUGUAUGCGAAUUGGAGUUCUAAAAGUUGUUUUGACCUCUAGAGUUUUUUAAAACCUGCAUUGCAAAUAUUGUAUGACCAAUGUCCGAUGACUGUCACCGAGCGCUAUGUCUGAUGUCAAGGUCGCUUGCGAUGGCCACAUUCAGGAUAAAAGUGAUACACUGCAAUGGUAAGAACGUGGUUUUGGGUCUUAUCAAUACACGAUUCACGACAUAAUCGCACAGCGAGUGA